Messenger RNA from Mobula hypostoma (lesser devil ray), 2697 nucleotides. RefSeq names its product guanine nucleotide-binding protein G(I)/G(S)/G(O) subunit gamma-5-like. The transcript is spliced from 4 exons. Gene Ontology annotation, biological process: G protein-coupled receptor signaling pathway. Gene Ontology annotation, molecular function: G-protein beta-subunit binding. Bases 9 to 431 code for a protein of 140 amino acids. The record is from RefSeq and is a predicted model, not a curated record. Gene Ontology annotation, cellular component: heterotrimeric G-protein complex. Lineage: Eukaryota; Metazoa; Chordata; Chondrichthyes; Myliobatiformes; Myliobatidae.
CACGCGAAAUGCUGGAGGAAUUCUGCAGAUCAGGCAGCAUAUUUAUGGAUGGUUCGCCGACGCACUUCAUCAGGCCCAAUAAUUUCGCCUUUCUUGACUCAUUCACCGCUCACAGGAGAAUGCGUUCAUACCGCCGGCCUCCAUGCACUUCAGAUGCUGCCCAGCCUCCUGAGUCCCUCCAGCAUUUUGUGUGUGUCGCUAAGUUUUUUCAAACUAUUGCUUAUGUGGUUUCCAUGGAAAUGAGAAGUGACAGAGGGAGCAUGCGGCUGUCGUGGCGGAAGUCUGAUAUUUUGAGGUCCAGAAAUGUAUCACAAGCAGCCACAGACCUGAAGCAGUUUUGCCUGCAGAAUGCACAACUGGAUCCGUUACUGACAGGAAUCCAUCCAAACACCAAUCCCUUCAGACCUUUCAAACCUUGUUUGAUAUUGUAAACGCAAAUAGGAUUCUUCUUUUCUUUGGUACUUUUGGGUCUUCAAUGGGAAAUUUGUCCUUGACGCAUGGUUCUGAAAAUAAUGAAGAUGUUUACACUAAUCUUGAUUCUCGGUGGCCUUCAAACCAACAGACAAGCCGUGUUGGAUCUUUCUGAAAAUCUCUUGUAAUCUGUGCCAACUCUCCAUACUGUCAUUUUUUUUUAAAUUGUCCUUUGAUACUGAUUUAAACCUCACUUGUUGCUUCAUUCUGGUACUGUAGUUACAAUAUUAGUAGCUUGGGUGUAAUGCUAUUUCUAAAAACUUUGUACACUUGUAAUGACAUUGUAAUAAAUAUCUAAAUAUUGUGGUUAAAACCAUUUUGAUACUUUAUAUACUAGUGUGCAAGAUUGAAUGCUCUUCCCAACACACCAGAUACCACUCCCAAGGUUUCAAAAGCACCCUAGCGAGGUUCAGUAUUGAUCAUGUUAAUUUGUCCAAGGCUUUCAUCUGACAAAAGUGUAAUAGUUGAGAUUCAUUGAAAGAGCUGUAAUUUGAAACUGUCUUGAGACAUGCAACUUUUACAGUAUUGUUUUGAAGGCAGCUCAACUUUGUUAUUCAUUAUUAACAGAGUACAGGCCAUUCGGCCCACCAUGUUGUGCCAAACCGUUAACCUACUCACCCCCAUAGCCCUCCAUUUUUUCUACCAUUGACGUGUCUCUUAAAUGUCCCAAAUGUAUCUGCCUCUACCACCACCCCAGGCAGAGCAUUCCACACAUCCACCAUUUUGUGUAUUUUUUAAAAAACCUGCCUCGGAAAUCUCCCCAUACUUUCCUUGAAUCACCUUAAAAUUUUGCCCCCUUGUGUUAGCCAUUUCCACCCUGGGGGAGGGGAGUGGGGAAGACCUAUGCUUCUCAGCAUCUUAUACACCUCUAUCAAGUCGCCUCUCAUCUUUCUUCUCUCCAAAGAGAAAAGCCCUAGCUCACUCAACCUGUCCUCAUAAGAGAAGCUCUCCAACCCAGGCAGCACCCUGGCAAAUUUCCUCUCACCCUCUCUAAAGCUUCCACAUCCUUCCUAUAGUGAGGUAAGCAGUGGCCUUGCGACACACAAAUGGGUUACAGCAUUGCCAUCUACUUCGUGGCAUUUAGUCAUGUUGGGUCAACACGGUGACGUAAUGGUUCAUAUAACAUUACAGUGGCAGCAAACCGGGAUCAAUUCUGCCGCAGUCCAUAAGGAGAUUGUAUCUUCUCCCAAUGACUGCGUGCUUCCUCCCUCAUUCUAAAGACAUGGUUGAUUUAUUUAUUUAUUUAUUAAGAUACCGCUCAGAAUACGCCCUUCCCAACCUUCAAGCUGCGACACCCAGCGACCCUCAAUUAAACCCUAGCCUAAUCGCCAGACAAUUUACACUGACCAAGUAUUCUACCAACCAGCAUGUCUUUGGACUGUGGGAGGAAACAGGAGCACCUGGAGGAAAGCCACAUGGUUAUGGGGAGAACGUACAGACUCCUUACAGACAGUUUCUGGAGGUUAAUUUGUCACAUGGGUGCAAUUGGAAGGCACGGGCUCAUUGGACCAGAAGGGCCCAUUACCAUGCUGCAUCUCCCAAAAAAAAGAAAUACAGAAACAAAGAUCCGAGGCGACAGGUUUAAAGGGACAAUCAGGCAAGGCUUUUUCACACAAAGGGCAGUGUGUGUUUGGAAUGAGCUGCCAGCAAUAACGGUUAAAGUGGGCACGUUAGCUUGUUGGGUCAGAGGGGUCUGAUACCAUGGUAUAUCUUUCUAUAUUAGAAAGUUCACUGGUUCUGAGGAAAGUACGUAAGAUGUGCAAGGUCUUAUUCUGUCAGUCAAGUAUUCAAACUUAGGAGGUUUGGCAUAAAGCCACAACUAUUUGGAAUCUUAAUCCCUGGUAUAUGCAGUACUUAAUCAAUUCAAAAUGGGCAUAAUGUGGUUCCACUGUUGACUUACAGUCUUGUUUAGUAUUAUUGCAGUGUAGGCUAGUCCAAGAAUCUAAAUCUUUCAAUAAACUUUUUUAAAUGUGCAGAUUAGGAGUGACUGGCAAACUAAUUUUAUGGCAGUUCUCAUCCUGAAUUAGUGAGGUAACAAAUAGAGUAAAGUAUUGUAUUAAAUUGAUCUUUUGCAUGGCAUUGCGUUUUUGAAACAUUUGAUUCUGAAUCAUUUUGUGACCUGUAUCUCAGCCUUAUCUUUUUUGUGUGGUUCUCAUGUAAAGAAACAUCAGUCUUUCUCUUUUUGUAAGCAACAAGCAUUCCAGAUCAGAAAUAAAGGUUCUUCCU